Messenger RNA from Oncorhynchus gorbuscha (pink salmon), 5356 nucleotides. Its product is annotated as protein crumbs homolog 1-like. Bases 137 to 3274 code for a protein of 1045 amino acids. Gene Ontology annotation, molecular function: calcium ion binding. The record is from RefSeq and is a predicted model, not a curated record. The transcript is spliced from 8 exons. Lineage: Eukaryota; Metazoa; Chordata; Actinopteri; Salmoniformes; Salmonidae.
CAUUCAUGUAUGGGGGAAACACAAGGGAAGAAGCUGAUAUCUGUUGUUAUGGUUUCCAAACCACUUCUAUGAAAUGCAAUGGAGUCAUAUGUCGAUAUUUCGAUUUUCUUCUGAAUAGGAGGACUUGGCAAGGACCAUGUUGAGAAUCAGCGUGUGUGUUUGGAUUUUGUGGUUGUGCUACACAGGUGGUCUCUGUGAGGAGGACACUUAUGCAUGUGAACUGCAACCGUGUCAGAAUGGUGGCGUCUGCGAAAGCCAACAUGGCGGCUACAGGUGCCUCUGCUCUCAACAGAGCAAAGAUGGCUUACUGUACGGAGGCGAGAAUUGCACAGUCGCCCUCCUGGGCUGUGACGGCAACCGCUGCAAGAAUGGUGGCAUCUGCUCUCCCUUCUUCCUGAACUACCGCCACACCUACACCUGCGCCUGCCGCGCAGGAUUUACCGGCUCCAAGUGUCAGACGUCAACCAUCUUCUCCUUCGAGUCCAGUGGCUACAUGUAUGUGGAGACCCAGCUAUCGGACCCUGAAGUCCCUCUCAACGUCACCCUUAGCUUCAAGACGGACCGGCCUGUCGGCACCCUCCUCCAGCGCCGGGUCGAUGACCUGCUGCUCACCAUCGAGCUGGUAGACAGCCGCUUACGCCUCAGCAUGCUAAGAACUCAAGGGACAAGAACCCCAGUAUUUCUGGAGCUACCGCCGAGUGUGGCGGACAGUCAGUGGCACACGGUGGAGGCCUGGCUGGGCUGUGAGGAUGAGGGGAGCAGUGUGAGGCUGCUUCACUCCCCCUGCGCUGAGGUGGACUGCACCAGGGAGUUCCCCGCCACCGAGACACCCCUGCUGGAGCAAGGCUCCAGCCUAGGAGAGCCCAGCUCUGUUCGCCACAGCCUCUCUCUAGGAGGGGUGGGACUGGGCUGGGGCUCCGAUGGGGUGGCAGGGGAAAGGGAUGCUGAGGCUGCAGACGCGCCUGAUCCACCUGGUCCAGCUGCUUACUUCCUGGGCUGUUUCCGGGACGUGUUUGUGGAGUCACGGCUGGUAGUGCCCGCUGUCGCCAACUCACCGGCUCAGGUCAACGUCACAGCCGGGUGCAACGACAGGGACAAGUGUGACGACAGCCCGUGUCAGAACCGGGGGCAUUGCAUAAACCAGGGAUGGAGGAGCUAUGUGUGCGAGUGCUACAGACCGUACGAGGGGACAACGGACUGCGCUGAGGAGUACAAUCCGGCCAGGUUCGGCAACGAGGACGCGGCGAGCUAUGCCGUCUUCUCCUUGGAUGACCCCCCGGCUUCAGGCACCAUCACCAUAUCCAUGUUUGUGCGCACACGGCGCUCGAACGGCCUCCUCCUGGUCCUGGCCAACAGCACCAGCCAGUACCUCCACCUGUGGCUGGACGAUGGCCGGGUAAAAUUUCAGGUGAACAACUUAGAGAGCCUGUCGGGUCGAGUCGUGGUCAGCGAUGGCCACUUUCACUUGGUGACGGUGCGGCUGGAGGGCGACUUUGUGACCCUGUUCCAGUCGGCCCAUAGCCAGGGAACCAUCCCCGUCCGGCCCGUGGUGGCUCAGCCAGGGGACCUGGUCUACGUCGGGGGCCUGGCCGACCAAAGAGUCUCGGCCUCCUUUGGGGGUUACCUGAAAGGCUGUGUCCAGGACUUGAGGAUUAACAGUAAACGGUUGCAGUUCUUCCCCAUAGCAACCCCAGUGGCCUCGUACGGCCUGGUGGAGCUGGUCAAUGUCACACAGGGAUGUACCAGUGACAACGCCUGUAGCAAAAACCCGUGUCUGAACAGCGGAGUGUGCUACUCCAUGUGGGACGACUUCAUCUGCAAUUGUCCUCCCAACACUGGAGGGCGUUGCUGUGAGGAGGUCAAGUGGUGUGAGCGGUCUCCAUGCCCCUCGACUGCAGCCUGCCAGUCCCUCUCCCAGGGCUUUGAGUGUGUGUCCAACGUGACCCUCUGGAAUGACGGCAUGCUGUCCUACAGAGGCAAUGAGAAGAUCAGCCGCCACCUCAGCAGCAUCCACCUCAGUGUGCGAACCAGGCAAACGGACACCACGCUACUACAUGCCGAGAAAGGCUCUGAGUUCCUCACAGUCUCCCUCCAAGACUCUCGCCUGGUGCUGGAGCUACAGUCCGGCAGUGGCGAGGCCUCCCCCAAGCUGACUGUCCAGAGCCAAGGCCUUCUCAGCAACGGCCAGUGGCACACAGUGGAGAUCUCCAUGGAAGCUCCGGAUCUACAGACCUCCAGGUGGAUCAUGAUCCUGGAUGGGGGAAGAGAGGGAGGAGAGAAGGAGGUGUCUGAAGCCGCCUCUGGGAGCCUGGACUUCCUCAGGGAGGGAGUGGACAUCCUCUUGGGGGGUUUGGGGCCUGAGGCUGGGGGGAACCUGGCUGGAUGUUUGGGCCCCGUCCAGAUCGGUGGGCUCCCGCUGCCCUACUAUGGUGACACCGACCUGAACCUUCCCAGGCCCCAAGAGGAGCAGUUUGUGAGGACCCCCAGUGUCGCCACCCCACAAUAUGGCUGCUGGGGAGCCAGUGUGUGCUCGCCCAACCCCUGUCUGAACCAGGGGGUAUGUGAGGACCUCUUUGACCUCUCCCUCUGCAGGUGCCCGUCUGAGUGGAUUGGGCCACAAUGCCAGAAUGAUGCGAACACCUGCGCUGUCAAGCCCUGCGUCCAUGGAAAAUGCACUGUCCUAGGGGAGGGUUACGUAUGUGCAUGUGAGCCAGGGUACGGGGGGGCCAGGUGUGAUAAAGAUGUGGAUACGUGUGAGAACAACAAGUGCGGCCCAGGGGCCACCUGUCUCAGGGGCCUCCAGAACAACACCUGCCUCUGCCCUAGGAACAUGACCGGGCCCCUCUGCAAUGAGAAGGUUCCAGAAGUCCCGUGGUACAUUGAAAAGAUACCAUACCCCAACCUGCCCGUUUCCAUGUGUCCUGGCCACAGAUGGAACUACAGCUGCUUCAACGGGGGGAACUGCUCUAAGCUGGACAACACCUGUGAUUGUCUGCCAGGUUUUAUAGGGCAAUGGUGCGAGGUAGACUUUGAUGAGUGUGCGUCGUGUCCUUGUGAAUACGGAGGCUACUGCCACAACCUCGUCAACAACUUCCGCUGUGAUUGUGAGAUCAACUUUACAGGUGACCAGUGCCAGAUCGAUGUCAAUGAUUUCUACCUGUAUCUGGCCCUGCUGCUGUGGCAAUACAUGUUCCAGCUCACAUCCUACCUCCUCUUGCACCUCGACGAUGCCCCCGAGAUUGAUUGGGUACACCAGCUGAUGGACGGGAACUAAGGGCCCAUUGGGAGCCAACAUGCGCUACGAAGAGUUGAUUGAGUUUUCUGGGUAGAUGUUACCCCCACCUCCUAGACACAGUUCUAGGAUCAGUAUACCCUCCCCAAAUCCUUACCUUCACCAUAAAGGGGUACAUAGAAAUCCUAUCCUCAGUAUUUCCUGGGGCAUCCCACUCCCAAUUAGCUAAUCUGGACAAUUUAGAGGUGAAGUGAUACUGUACAUAUUUCCGUACUGUAUGGUGUAUCAACAUGGCUUGCGUCAAACAAGUCAGCCAAAGAAGGUGACGUGACUAGAACAGAUUAAAGUUAACGGUUCAAAUUAAAUGACCUGCAGCUCUUCCUAUUACCAUAGAGUAUGCUCAUUUUAAUGUCUAUAUCCAUCCAGAUCUGACUUUCAUACUGAAAGCCCAUCAUGGUAGAGGAAAAUAUUGGUGGGAACAAUGUUUUUUCUAAAGGUAUUUAUGUUUUCUAAUUUAAGAAGAUGAAUGUUAAUAGAACCCCAUUUGUAUGUAUGUAUGUAUGCAUGCAUGGAUGUAUAACUUGUGUAUAUAUUUUGUACAUACUGUACCUAUUCUUUUGAGUUGCGCGCCGGUAAAACAGUGAGAACAUCUAUAGUUGUGAAAUGUUGUUACUAGCAGGUCAUUUAUAAUAAGAAACAGAAUAUUUAUCACAAAAGCAGAAAGAUAUAAGAUAAGAUCCCAAUAUGUACUGUACAUACAUAAUAUGUACAGGUGAAAAUAUGACAAACUUUGCAUAAUCAUGCACUGAGUGAAAUCUAAAUCAAACUUUUAUAUCCAUGUUUAUGUGACUUAAUAAUAUUACUCUGUACAUACUUUCCAUUUGUAUUAUUUAUUUAUUUAGGAAAACCCCAUUUGAGACCAUGGUUUCAUUCCAGAGGGUGCCCUGAUCACAGUAACCAGUACAAAUGUAUAAAUAAAUAAAAACAAUCAAUACAAAAUACCACAUUUAUGAAAAACAGUUACAGUCCUCAGCUACUACUUUCUCAAUUAACACCAUAAACUGUCUUGAGCAGCACCAGAAAAUCUAACUGUACUGAGUUUUGCAAAUUGUUCCUGCAGUGAGGCUAAAAACGGAUUUGCCUAAAUCGGUGGAGUCCCGAGGAACCUCCAAUGUUAACCAACCCUGUGAACGGGUUUGGUAACUCAUGUUUUUAGACUUCUUCAAGGAUGUUAGGAAAGCCAUAGGCUUGUGUAGUAGAGCUUUGUAAACAAAAAGGGAAUAGUGACAAUACAAGAACUGGAAAAUAACUUCGUAAACACUUUCGGGUUACUUCCUUGCAAUUCCGAUAAAAGAAAUGUAAUCGAGUUAAAUCUCAGGAAUUGCUGUGAUUCAUGUCUAUUAAUUUGCAAAUCCUGAAUUUGAACAAAUUUGCACAAGUUUUCAUACAAAACCAAAACUAUAUUGACAUCCUGAUUUUGUCUAAGGUUAGCAAAAAUAGGUCAAUUGAGAAAGCACACUUUCUUUAACCUCAAUAUAAACUUGUUUUUACAUUGGAUUGUUGUUUUUAUCUGUGUAGAUUAUGUAUUUUGGAUGUUUUCAGUGUAUUUUAAAAGGCUUUCAGACAAUGCGAUUAAUUACGAUAAAAAUCAAACGAGUGGACUCAAAUGACAAAAAGUUAACUGAUCAACUCUGACAGCCCUAAUAAUAACAUAUUCCAUUUAGCAGUCAUUUUUAUCCAAAGCAAUUUACAGUCAGUCAUGUGUGCAUACAUUUCCUAAUCACACAAUCCUGGCAUUGCAAGCGCCAAGCUCUACCUCUACCAACUGAGCCACACAGAACCACAUAUUGUGAUACCUUAACCAGCCUUCUCCUCAAGAAUUCAUAUGUCAGGUGUUUAAAUCACAUUUUUUGAAUGGUGUCUCCUAAAAUAAAUCAUUUAAAUUUGUAUAUUGACUUGUUUCAACAAGGAAAUGUGCGUACAAGUGGUCUGAGUCGGUCAUAGAAUUCAAGAACAAAUUUCUGAUGAGAAAGAAUGAUUAAUGCCAAAAUGUUUUGUCAAUUUUAUUUGACGGCCACUUCAAGCACCAAUCUGUCUGUUUUGUAAUAUCGUACCAAUGUAUAU